AGCAAAGGAAGAAAAGAAAAACAUGAAAGGAAGAAAGAAAAGAAAAGAAAAGAAAAGCAAUAAAGAAAGGAAAGAAAAGAGAGGAAACAAAGACAAAAGGUUCUCAAAACUCCAUGAUUAUUCAAAUUCUCUCAAAAACAGUACCAAGUAAUAGUAGUGUUCCCCCUACUUAAUUAAACCAUAGGGGAGGACCUCUCAAAGUUUCUACAAAGACCCUGUUUGGGCUGGAUUGGAACAACAUCAAGAAAGAGAAAGAAAAGUUUCUUUUUUCUUUUCUUUUGUAGAGAGAUCUAUCAAAGAAAGAAGGCAUGAAUAGAGGUGUCUUGCAAAGCUCACCGGUGCAACAAAUGAUGGCCGGGAACCCUAACAACUGGUGGAACAUCAACACCAUGCGCCCUCCUCUUCCUCAAGCUUCUCCUUUCUUGUCCACUCCUUCCAAUUUUCUAUAUACCCCCUCUUCUUCUCUUCCUUUUCCUUCUUGGCAUGAUCAGAAUCAAGACCUACCCGAGUCAUGGAGCCAGCUUCUCAUGAAUGGGCUGGUGUCUGAAGAAGACAAAGGAGGUAUGUGCCAGGUUCAGUCUAAGAGGUUGGAGAACUGGGAGGAACAAAUGUUAAGUCAAGCUCCAAGUGCUCCUCUUGUUGAUGUUAAGCAAGAAAGCUCGGUGCACAGCUAUGUAUAUGGACAUGGAAACGAAGAUUUUCAGGCAGCAAAACCAACUUGGUCUCAAAUAGUGCCUGCUUCUUCUACAAAAUCCUGUGUAACAAGUUUCAGUAGCAGCAUGUUGGAUUUCUCUAACAAUAAGACGGAUGCUAGGCCUCCUCCUCCGGAUCCAUCUUCAGAGUGCAAUAGCACUGCAGUUGGUGGGGCAUUCAAGAAAGCUAGGGUUCAACCGUCUACAACUCAGUCGAACUUCAAGGUUAGGAAGGAGAAGUUAGGUGACAGAAUUACAGCCCUCCAUCAACUCGUUUCCCCAUUUGGAAAGACUGACACGGCAUCUGUCUUGUUAGAAGCUAUUGGGUAUAUUAGAUUCCUUCAGAGUCAAAUUGAGGCCCUUAGCUUACCAUAUUUGGGCAGUGGAACAGGAAACAUGAGGCACCAUCAAUCUGUAAGAAAUAAUAUCAACCCAUUUCUGGUUCAAGGAGAGAAGAAUUGUAUAUUCCCUGAAGACCCUGGUCAGCUGCUGAAUGAAAACUGUUUGAAGAGGAAAGCAACUAGUGAGCAGGAUUCUCAAGAAGAAACAAAGAAGGACCUGAGGAGUAGAGGGUUGUGUCUGGUUCCAGUGUCAUGCACGCUGCAAGUUGGAAGUGAUAAUGGAGCUGACUAUUGGGCUCCUGCUUUUGGCGGGGGAUUUCGGUAGAUGGAGUUAAUUUAUUGCGUUAGCAUAUAAUAUAUGUGGCAACAUACAAAGAGGCAAGUUCAUGGAAAUUGUACAACAUCAUUAGCAGUCAAUCUGCUACAAAACCUAAGGCUGAUUGCUCAUGAUGCUAUACGGCAUUCCUGAAUAAAAUGUAUGCUGCCAGGCAAGUAGUAUAUAUAUAUUUGCAAGCCCUUGUUAAGACUCCUUAAUUCAUGGAAAUCAAGCUUUUAUUUAUUUUCAUUAGCUUAAUUAAUAGGACGUACGAUGUUAAAUUUCCAUGUAUAUAUGCAAUAAUUGUAUGAUUAAUUUGAAUUCUACUUCUUUCGAAGUAAUUGAACAAGAUCAGGCAAG
Molecule: messenger RNA, 1709 nt
Organism: Abrus precatorius (Indian licorice)
Lineage: Eukaryota; Viridiplantae; Streptophyta; Magnoliopsida; Fabales; Fabaceae
Product: transcription factor bHLH68-like
Exons: 9
Coding region: 309-1358 (349 amino acids)
Biological process (GO): regulation of transcription by RNA polymerase II
Cellular component (GO): nucleus
Molecular function (GO): RNA polymerase II cis-regulatory region sequence-specific DNA binding; DNA-binding transcription factor activity, RNA polymerase II-specific; protein dimerization activity
Source: RefSeq, a predicted model, not a curated record